Messenger RNA from Sinocyclocheilus anshuiensis, 1221 nucleotides. RefSeq names its product deoxyribonuclease gamma-like. The record is from RefSeq and is a predicted model, not a curated record. Gene Ontology annotation, molecular function: deoxyribonuclease I activity; DNA binding. Gene Ontology annotation, cellular component: nucleus. The transcript has 9 exons. Gene Ontology annotation, biological process: DNA catabolic process. Lineage: Eukaryota; Metazoa; Chordata; Actinopteri; Cypriniformes; Cyprinidae. Bases 207 to 1079 code for a protein of 290 amino acids.
CUCUUUAGCGUUCCAGACUGGCCCACACAUUAAUGGAGAUCUGACACAGCUUGUUUCAACACAUUCACACACUGCCCCUCCCCUUGCCCAACACUGCUUUUCACCAUGGUUUCCUGUGUAAAGAUAACCAGAGCCCAUUAAAACAUUCACUCCAGCCCAAAAAACUGAUAAUAGCUUGACAGUCAUCAUACAGGGUGUCCUGAUAAAUGAGGUCGUCUCUUUUGGUAUGUUUUGCUGGAUUAUGUUUUUGGACUUCUGUAAUUUCACUGAAGAUCUGUGCCUUCAACAUCCAGAGCUAUGGAGAAGCAAAGGCCAGCAAUAAGAGAGUUAUGGAGAUUUUAAUAAAGAUAAUUUCUCGCUGUGACCUGAGUUUGAUUCAGGAAGUUCGAGAUUCUAGAGGUGAAGCUGUAUCUGCGCUGUUGAUGAACCUGAACAGAUUUGACAAAUCUCACAUUUACACACAUUUAGAGAGUAAAAGAAUGGGGAAGAAAACAUAUAAAGAGCAGUAUGUGUACAUUUACAGAAAAGACAUGCUACAGGUGCAAGAGCAAUACCAGCACCCAGAGUUCAACGAGAGCACAGUAUUCGCCAGAGAGCCGUUCAUCAUAUGGAUCCGUUCUCCCACAACCUUGGUGAAGAACUUUGUCCUUAUUGGUCAGCACACCUGUCCUAAGAGUGCAAUGAAAGAAAUGGAGGCACUGUAUGAGGUCUUCCAAACAAUCAGGAAGAAAUGGAAAACUGAGAAUGUGAUGUUUCUGGGGGACUUAAAUGCAGCUUGCAGCUAUGUUACCAAUAAAGGACUGAAAAACGUGCGUCUCAGGAGUGACCCAAAGUUUCACUGGCUGAUUAGAGAUGAACAAGACACUACAGUGCGUGAAAAAACACGCUGCGCUUAUGACAGGAUUAUUAUUCAUGGCAAAGAACUAAUUUCUGGAAUAGUUCCGGAAUCUGCUCAACCAUUCAACUUCAAAGAAGAAUUCAAUCUAUCUGAGGAAGAGGCUUUGGAAGUCAGUGACCACUAUCCUGUAGAGGUGGAUUUGAAAGCAAACCAUCGCUACCUCCUGCGCCAUGAACUGUGAAAUGAAAAAUAUCUGCGAAUAUGACCUACAAAGUAUCAAUUCUAAUAGUAUAUAAUUAUUUGCCUGAUACUGUGAUAAUUUACUGGUUCAAUGUCCAAUACUACAUGUGCAGCGUGUACAAUUAUUACACACAUUUACUGUG